Molecule: messenger RNA, 207 nt
Organism: Gigantopelta aegis
Lineage: Eukaryota; Metazoa; Mollusca; Gastropoda; Neomphalida; Peltospiridae
Product: octapeptide-repeat protein T2-like
Exons: 4
Source: RefSeq, a predicted model, not a curated record
AUGGGGUGGAGAGAGGAGAGAGGGAGAGGGAGGGAAAAAGAAAUUGAAAGGGGGGGUAGAGGGGAGAGGAGAAAAGGAAGGGAGAGAGAGAAAGAGAAAGAGGGAAGGGAAAGGGGGAGAAAGGAAGAGAGGAGACAGAGAGAGGAGGAGAGAGGGGAGACGACAGAUAAAAGGACGGAGAUGAAACCUAUCGAUCAUUACCAUGAU